CUGUACUCUUGUACAUGGAAGGGAAGGUCUGUGAAUUAUUCAAGCCAAAUCAGUUUAGAGAGACUCAGUUGCUUCUUUCUCUCAUUGAGCCUGUAGACUUCAGCUGUAAUCAUAAGCUCGGAGAGGUCACAUCAUAUUUAUUGGAUAUUUCUCUUUGUUUUUUCUUCUUUUUUGAAGAUAGCUGUUGUUCCUUUUUACAUAUUGGUCAAGUCAUUGGACAUGAGAUCAUGGCACCAUGGUUCAAAGAGUUUUAGGGGUAACUUAUAUCUGUCUGACUGUUUUAUUUCUACCCCUCCUCCUUCAAGGCGUAGAUAUCUUGGACCCGGGACAGGUGGUAUACAGUGAGACCAAGACCAAUGGAGUGGUGGGACGUGGAGUGAUCUUGGAGUGUGGCCCCACCUUACCCGAUGUCUACAUCUGGGGCUUCACACAACCGGGCACAGACAUCAUCCGUGCUGUAGUGUACAACUUUGGGAAGGGUCCCAAAAUACAGAAAUUAGCCAGCGACUUGGGUGAUCUGACAGUAAUCAGCAACAGCGCCUCUCUGUCCAUUGAGAAGCUUCUUCUGGCUGCAGAAGGAGUGUACACCUGCCAGGCACUGUAUGAUACCCCGGAAGGAGCCAAGCUGUAUUACUACUAUGUAUUUCUGCAUGUCCUAGUGCCAGUUACCAAACCUUACAUUUUGAUGAGCGACUCUUCGCCAGUGGAGGGCACGUCAAUGACCAUGCGCUGUGGCCUGGAGAAUGGAACUGGGCCUAUUAAUUACAUAUGGGAACAGGAGAGUCGGGAAAGCCAGCUCACCACCAUGGCUGAGAUCUAUGACGACAACCGAUUCAAUGUCACUGACGUCAACCGCAAUCACACUGGAUGGUACAGGUGUCUUGCCAGCAACCAAGUCAACCAGCAGCGCAGUGACCGAAUCUGGCUAGACAUCAUUUUUGGUCCAGACCAGCCUCAGAUCGAUGUCACCCCUUACUCAGUGACAGAGCGGGGUUAUUCCGCCCUGGAAAAAGAGACGGUUUCUCUCCUGUGUCAAGCUUCUUCUAAUCCCCCCAGUCAGUAUGUCUGGUUCUACAACAACUCCCAAGUGUUCACGGGUCCACAGUUCACCAUCACCAAGGUUCUACGCAUGCACACGGGCCACUAUGCAUGCCUGGCUCAGAACACUUACCUCAACACCCGCUCCAGGAAAACCAUCACCCUCACCGUCUACUAUCCUCCAGAUGGCGCUCCAACAUGUUCGAUCUCACCAGUAAACAACUACACUGACCUGGCCCUCCGCUGUACCUGGGAGGGUGGUAUCCCCGCAGCCACUUUGAGAUGGACCCCGUAUGUGUUUGGAGAAGAGAGCGAGGGACUCACAAACAUCACCAAGAUUCAGAAAGGUGAAGAGACUGGAAACAACACUGUGUUCAUCUGUCAAGGCUCACACAUCACAUCAAAUGAAAUCAAGAGCUGCAGUGCCAGAACUUGGAUGCCCUAUGGGGAGCCAAAGUGUUCUGCAUAUGCAACUCGAAACAAUGAGUACCUAAUGCUGUCCUGCUCUUGGGAAGGUGGGUUCCCUCGAGCCCUGGUAUGGUGGGCCUCCAGCUCAGGGGACAUGCAAGGCACGUCUGAGGAGAAUGCCAACAUCCUGGUUCUGCGGUCAAGCGCUAUCUACAGUGGCAAGGCCUUUAUAUGCCAUGCAAAACAUCCAUUGGCUAAGGGGACCAAACAGUGUACUUUAAAGCUGGAGGCACCAGUCCUAGUGACCCAGCGCAGUGUGAUGACCGUCUAUGAGGGUAGUGAUGUCCAGCUCACAUGUAUCUUGAGUAGAAACUACCCUGUCACAGAGAUCACCUGGUACAACAACCUGAAACAGCAUGUGAAUGAGAUUCCUAAGAAGUACGUCCUGGAGCGGGCUGCUGCCUGGACCAACUUGACCGUGCGGGAAACGGACAGCGAUACGGACAGCGGACAGUACUGGUGUUCGGCUACCAAUGCUGUCGGAGGGGCAGAGAUUCCCAUUAUGCUGAUGGUGAAGAGGUAUCCAAUGCCCCCAAAUAUAAGCAUCAAUAAGAUCAUUUACAACAGUCGUCAACGGAUUGAUGUUGACUUAGAGUGGCAGCUCCAGACUGAUGGCGAGCUCACCGGGUUCUUUAUAGAGCGCCAGAGGCUCCCUGAACCUGUGAAGAAAAGAAACAGUGAUCUUCCCUGGCAGAAAUUGGUAGAUCUGGAGCCUGAUUCCCGAAGCUACCAAAUCAACAAUCUGGAUCCCACAGGAACCUAUGGAUUUCGCAUUACUGCCUUCAACCAUCGCACCAUUGGAAACCCUUCAGAGACAAAGAGCCCAGCUGAACCUCCCUUCAAUGCCUACCCAGCUGUGAUCGGGGCAGCCAUCGGGGGCAUGAUCAUAGCCACAAUAAUCACUGUACUGCUCUUCUUGUAUGUGGUACGGAACCGCAACAAUAACCCACGGCUUCAUGACUUGAUAUUUGGAAGGCAGAAUAGCCAGUCUAGAGAGAACAUUAACUUCCCUGAGGAUGAGGUUCCUGGAACAGCAGAGGGGGAGAGAGGUACAGGACAGCCAAGCCCACCAGCUAGUCCAGCAGCAUCGAUGGCACUGCCAAGGCCAACCGCAACACCUACAAACCUUCCCCCUGGCGAGGAGCCAGUCAACGUAACUAUUACUGUCAUGGCCUCAAGCUAAAGACAAGGCUGAUCAUAACCAUUUUGUUACCAUUUACUACUGGGGAUCAGGAACACAUUCUCAUCAUCAAUAGAAGUAAACUAAGAAAGGGGGGGAAAUAAUUUUGUGUUGAAUGUAAUUUUAUAAGAUCAACUUGCAAGUGUCUCCCAUUUAGAUAACAUCUAUAACAGAUAUUAGCAAGCUAACCUGGUUUUGGUAUGACUAAAACACAAGCAAAUUUUGUUAAUUAACAGCAGGAUUGUUAUAUUGUUUUCUACAUUUACUGCUUGCUUCUCCUAUACCAGUAGAUUGA
Messenger RNA from Rhinichthys klamathensis goyatoka, 2981 nucleotides. RefSeq names its product V-set and immunoglobulin domain-containing protein 10-like 2. The record is from RefSeq and is a predicted model, not a curated record. Gene Ontology annotation, molecular function: protein binding. Lineage: Eukaryota; Metazoa; Chordata; Actinopteri; Cypriniformes; Leuciscidae. The transcript has 12 exons. Bases 236 to 2689 code for a protein of 817 amino acids.